Molecule: messenger RNA, 2341 nt
Organism: Oryctolagus cuniculus (rabbit)
Lineage: Eukaryota; Metazoa; Chordata; Mammalia; Lagomorpha; Leporidae
Source: RefSeq, a predicted model, not a curated record
CUGCGAGCGGAAGCCGGUGUUUCACGGCGCAGAGCUUUUGCAGCUGGUCAUUCCAGCCUCCUGGGACUCUGACUCGCGUUCGGCGCCGCGCUCCUGCUGAGGGUUGUCCCGAGAUGUCAUUCGGCCGCCAUCUGCGAGGAGCUUAACCCGGCCCACUUGCCGCCCGGAUGGGACCUCCGGAGUGCUUUCCAGCUGCUCUGCUUCCAAUCCAUCUUCCUGCUAAUGCACCUGGGAAGACAGUGAAAAAUGGCCUCAAAUAGUUGAGACCUUGCCACCAUGUGGGAGACCAGAUGGAGUUCCUGGUUCCUUGCAUCAGCCUGGCCCGGCACAGCCUGUUAUGGCCAUCUGGAGAGUGAAAUGUAAGCUGAAGUCUCCAGUGAAUAUUGAGUGGCUGAGGAAUUUGAGAAAAAGCAAGACGAAGUUCCCAUUCCAUGGAUCCCUUGGGUGCACCUUCCCAGUUUGUGGAUGUGGAUACUCUACUCAGCUGGGGUGACUUGUGUGAAGAUGAAUUAAAUUCUUCUGAUACUGCAACUCAAACUGUUCCAGAAGACACUAUUCGUUCACCUUUUCUUUAUAAUAAGGAUAUCAAUGGAAAAGUGGUUCUUUGGAAAGGAGAUGUGGCAUUACUCAACUGUACAGCCAUUGUGAAUACCAGCAAUGAAAGCCUCACAGAUAAGAAUCCUGUGUCAGAAAGUAUCUUCAUGCUUGCAGGGCCUGAUUUGAAGGAGGACCUUCAGAAACUUAAAGGUUGCCGAACAGGUGAAGCCAAAUUGACAAAAGGAUUCAACCUGGCUGCCCGGUUCAUCAUUCACACAGUGGGACCUAAAUAUAAGAGCCGCUACCGCACAGCAGCUGAGAGCUCCCUGUACAGCUGCUACAGAAAUGUACUUCAGCUGGCAAAAGAGCAGUCAAUGUCUUCCGUUGGAUUCUGUGUCAUCAAUUCUGCAAAACGAGGUUAUCCUUUGGAAGACGCAACACACAUAGCGCUUCGCACUGUAAGGAGAUUUCUAGAGAUUCAUGGAGAAACCAUUGAAAAGGUCGUAUUUGCUGUCUCUGAACUUGAAGAGGCUACUUACCAAAAGCUGCUACCUCUGUACUUCCCAAGGUCAUUGAAGGAGGAGAGUCGAUCUUUGCCCUACCUACCUGCAGAUAUUGGAAAUGCAGAAGGGGAGCCUGUGGUACCUGAACGGCAGAUCAGAAUCAGUGAAAAGCCUGGUGCUCCGGAGGACAACCAAGAAGAAGAGGAUGAAGGCUUGGGAGUUGAUCUCUCUUUCAUUGGCUCUCAUGCUUUUGCUCGAAUGGAAGGAGAUAUUGAUAAGCAAAGAAAACUAAUCCUGCAGGGACAAUUAUCAGAGGCAGCACUGCAGAAGCAGCAUCAAAGAAAUUAUAAUCGUUGGCUAUGUCAAGCAAGAUCUGAGGAUCUGUCUGAUAUUGCUUCCCUAAAAGCCUUAUACCAAACAGGUGUCGAUAACUGUGGUCGCACAGUGAUGGUGGUGGUUGGAAGAAACAUUCCUGUAACAUUAAUAGAUAUGGACAAGGCUCUCUUAUAUUUCAUCCAUGUAAUGGAUCACAUUGCUGUGAAGGAAUAUGUAUUAGUAUAUUUUCACACACUGACCAGCGAGUACAAUCACCUGGACUCUGACUUCCUGAAGAAACUCUAUGAUAUUGUUGAUGUCAAGUACAAGAGGAAUUUGAAGGCUGUUUAUUUUGUUCAUCCAACAUUUCGUUCGAAGGUAUCCACAUGGUUUUUCACCACCUUUGCUGUCUCAGGACUGAAGAACAAAAUCCACCACGUGGACAGCCUCCACCAGCUAUUUUCUGCCAUAUCACCAGAGCAGAUCGACUUUCCUCCCUUUGUCCUCGAAUAUGACGCCAGGGAAAACGGGCCUUACUAUCCAUCUUACCCCCCAUCACCGGAUUUGUGACCUGCCAUCUGUCAGUGCUUCUUGAUUCCAAGGAUGCCACUUCCGCCACAGAUCACUACCUACUGAAGUGAUACUCAUUUUUCCUGUACAGAUCCAGAGAGCCUUUUGUCCCCACCUCUCUGGUAUUUUUUUAUUGACUGUAUAUUUUCUGGCACAUAAGCAAUCUGAAAAUGAUAGGCCAUUCUGAACUGCACACAUUUUAAAUUUGUAUAUUUGUAUCAAAUGGAAAUGUUCAUUUUUAGAGUGUUGUUAAUAGAAACUGGGGAGCAACUUUUGAGUAUCUUCAGUUUCCUGAGGGACACUGGAUUCUGCAUUAGACAAGCCACCAAUUUUAUUCAUGUCAUCUCUUUAACAUUGCACGCUUCCUUUGUGUACUUAAGUGUUUCUUGAAAUAUAUGGAACCAAUGUAUGCUGGC